CGAACCUUAAACAAGGGACCGACGAACCAACAAUAACAUUCCAUGCGCGACUAAUGGAGAAGGUGCGCCUCUGUCGGUAUAGUUCUGUUGAUGAGAAUCGAUUCGUUCGUAUGCAGCUGCUGAAAGGUUUGCUAAAUAGGGAGGUGGCAAGAACCGCAAGGAUGUUCGGUUAUGACUCUGCAUUUAUUGUGCAGUCAGCUACACCAGAAGAAGCAUACACCUCUGAAACGGUAUCGGUGGAAUCUCCUCAGGCCUUUGCGGUAGCAAAGGAAAGACCGUCAACUAGCAAUCGGCUACAGGGGAAACGCCGAAAUGAAAGUAGCACUAGUGGCUGGUCGAGUUCUAAAAAACAACGGCAGGAAAACGAGAGCAGACAACGGGGUUUUGGUCGUCGUUCGCGUUGUCCAAAAUGCCAUCAACUGUUCCAUAAGUUUGGUUCAUGUCCGGCAACGAACAGAAAUUGUAAUACGUGUGGGAAACGUGGUCAUUUCUCAGCGGCGUGCCGCAAAAAGCAAACCAACAACAUCCAAGUCAAGCGCGACAGCGAGCACGUGUGGACGGACGAAGAAAACGAUAAAAAGAGAGGUCAUGGAAGACACAGAUACCAACGUGGUCAGAGCGGACGAGGAUAUGGUCCUCGAGGUAGAAACACAUAUAAUAAUAGUGGACGCUAUAACAAUAACCGCAAUUUUAAUCAGUACAAUAAUAACGGUUACAGAACUGGUAACAACAAUAAUUGGCGUGGUAGAGGUAACCAGCAAUCCUACUAUCGAAAUCAGGGAGCUGGACAGCAAAUUUAUUACGCAAAUCAGAACCAGGGAAACGUCCAGAUCCCCCAACAGCAACAACAAAUUGGGGGAAUACUUCCGAACCAACAAAUACAGCAACAAAAUCAACCUGUGCGUCUAGCCCAAAUAGUGCAGCGCCAGUAA
Messenger RNA from Wyeomyia smithii (pitcher-plant mosquito), 932 nucleotides. RefSeq lists its product as uncharacterized. Gene Ontology annotation, molecular function: zinc ion binding; nucleic acid binding. The transcript is spliced from 2 exons. The record is from RefSeq and is a predicted model, not a curated record. Lineage: Eukaryota; Metazoa; Arthropoda; Insecta; Diptera; Culicidae. The coding region runs from base 54 to 932 and encodes 292 amino acids.